Molecule: messenger RNA, 7058 nt
Organism: Haliotis rufescens (red abalone)
Lineage: Eukaryota; Metazoa; Mollusca; Gastropoda; Lepetellida; Haliotidae
Product: zinc finger protein 318-like
Exons: 7
Coding region: 39-5171 (1710 amino acids)
Biological process (GO): positive regulation of DNA-templated transcription; negative regulation of DNA-templated transcription
Cellular component (GO): nucleoplasm
Molecular function (GO): zinc ion binding; nucleic acid binding
Source: RefSeq, a predicted model, not a curated record
AGAGCCGCCAUCAUGGACGUGCGGAGGAAACGUUGAUAAUGGUAUUCAACUCAAGAGGUCGGUCACGGAGUCGUCCUCAGCUUAUAAGGGGUCGGGGAAAGUUCUUCAGGGGACGAGGCAGUGUUACAAAUAGAGAAGAAGGUUUACGCAUUACAUUGAACAAUCGUGGCGACAGUGGUGAUAGUGGUGUUCAACGAUCCUCGAGAGGCAGAGGUUCGACCCAUAUACAAGAUAGACACGGCAGAGAUCGUCGCGAAAGUCCACACUUCGUUGGUGAUGACAAUCGCGAUACUCACGAGACAUCUAUGGAAAGGAAAAGGCAUGACCACUUUGAGUACAGAAGGGGUGACGUUUCACCGUCGAAGCGACGAUCACAUGACAAAAUUGAUUUGGCAGCAGAUGCAGAAUCCUUGAGAAUCACGGUUGGUAAUGAAAAAUUCUUCAAGGACAGCAGAGCUAGUGAUUCUCCAAGGAGAGGUACCCCAUUGUCUGAACGCUUAGGACCGCCUGUAGAUAUGGUUGAACAGUUGACAGGGCCUUCCGGAACAAGAGACUAUGGACCAAGGGGGAGGUAUUCUGAUGAUGGCUUUGAUAGCAAGAGAGAGAAGUCUUACUGGCAGCACGAGGACACACAAAGAUCAGAAAAGUAUAAGAGAAGUGAUGACAUUCAACUUGAUAGAUAUAGUAAGAGAACCCCGGGUGAUGAUAGUCAGUAUGACAAAGCUAGAAAGACUGGAUCAAAGGAUCAAGAUUGGAAAGGUAGUCAUGAUGAAUACAGUGACAGUUGUCAAGACCACCAAAGGGCAACUUCUCGUCAUUAUCGGCCCGACCAUAGAAACGUGGAUAAUGAGGAUGUACAUAGAAGAAGUCGAGACCGAUACGACAAAGAAGAUUUCCGACAUGGUAAAAAGAAAUAUGAUAGAUACAAGGAUUGUGAUGACUCCAGAAGAAGACCCUUUUCCCAUGAGAAGAGGGAUGAUUUCAACAAGAGUUAUGAAAGUGAGAGAAGAAGAGGAUCUGUUGAUCGUUUUGAAAAUCAUGAUCAUGAUGUCUAUGCAAAUGAGUAUAAACAUGAGGUUGAAAGAAAUAGAUCUCACAGCCAUGAAAGGAAUAACAGAGUGGCAGGCCAUAGGGAAAGUGAAUCAGGCAGAUAUUCACCGAAUUCAGAGAAAAGAUCCCCAAGGUCUGAGAGGGAGAAACGAGGUAGCUUUUUUCAACAAGUAGAUAAGGAAUUAUCACCAUCUGGGAUUGGCAAUGUAAUUCAGAGUCAAACACCACCUGUUGCUGCUAAACCUCUCAAGUCAAUCCUCAAAAAAAAAAGUGACUCAGCAAGUGGGAAUACUGCAAGUACCCAAAGCGGUGUUGCAGAGCAGGUCUCAGACUUUCUGAAAAAAUUUCAAGCACCUCUCCCCUCGGAUAAUCUUGUCAGUAUGGAGAUGCAGUUUAAUUCAGCAUUGCGGAGAAACACAAAUGUGCCAGGAUUUGUGCAGAACGAGAUGGAUGCAGAUGAUGAAGAAAAGUUUUUGUAUGGGGAUUCUGAAUUUACUGCUGCUAUUAAUAAAGCUCAACAGUCACAGGCUCUGUUUCCUGUGUUAGACAAAGAGUUGACCAAAUCUCAGAUCAUGCCAGUGCACAAUUCGGAGACAAGUGCAAAUCCAAAGACGACAAUUGAUCCAUCUUCAUGUAUACCGUCAUGGAUGAAGCCUCAACCCUCCACCGAAUCGGGAGGUACUGAAGGAAAAAAGGGGGAGGAUAUGGACAAAACUGUACAAAAUAUCUUAAAGUCCAUAGGAUUCAAUUUUGAUUUAUCGAAACGAAUGCAAGAGCUUGCAAAACUGAAGAAGCAAAAGGAAGAAGAAUCACAGUUUUCUAUCAAUAAAAAUGCUUCUUUUCUCGGUGGUGGAAUAUCUAGUGCUGACAUCAGAGAAAAACUGUUCAAGAAGGAAAGUGCAAGAAGUGAAGUUGAAAGUUUCUUAAAAGGAGCAAAAGAGAAAGUUAAACAUUCUGAUGAAGGAUAUAAAGACUAUGCUGUUGAUCAUCACAGAGAAGAACCAAAGGUGUUGCCACAUCAGAGUCAAAAUGAACCAUUUAGGGAUGUUGAUUUGAUCCAUCAGCCUAGUGCUGCAGUCACAGUCAGUCAACAGCCUACUCCAGUUUCACAUUUUCAGCCUCCCCCUCUGCAGUACUCUUCAUUUUACAGUGGUAUGUAUCCUCCUCCUCCUCUGGCUUAUGGUCAUCAGGCAGGACAUCCAAGUUUGGUACCACCAGGAAAUCCACAUCUACAUCUUCCUCCCACAUAUAGCUAUGCAUCACCAUACGCCCAGCAUAACUAUACAACACCAGUUUCUCAUCUUUCACAACCAUAUGCUCCACAUAUGUCUCCAUCUCCAGAAAUUGGUCCAAUAAAACCAAAGAGACCUACAGGCAUUGCAAAUUUGACAAUUGUUCCUAUAGCUGAUGAUCGAAAAAAACUAAAAGAAAAGUCACCAGAAAUGACAAAAAGAGCAGUGAAGCGAGAACGCGAAGAAUCACCUGAGUAUUCUCGAAUUGUGAUUGCACCAAAAUCCAAAUCGAAAGGUGAUAGAAGUCCUGCUCAGAAAAUUCAGAAGGUCAAAAGAGAAAGAGAAAGCACAAAGGAUAAAAAACGAAAGCCUGAUGUCGAGGAUGAAAUGUCUGGUGCAAUGUCACGUAAAGACAAAGCUCAGCCAAGCAAGCCUCUUGUGCAGGAACCAAAGGAGGUCAAGCUGAAAACCUUAUCAACUUCAGAUAAACAAACUCUGUUGAAAGAGUGUGAAGACAGAAAAAAGAAGUUACAAUUAUUGGAAAAAGAACUUGGCAAACUUAAAAAGCAUCAAAAUGAAAUCAUGAGAAGACGACAGCGACAGAGAGAUGGUCACAAAGAUCCUUUGUUGGUACAAAAUAGCAAAUUGCAAGAGGAGAUAUCAAUACAAAUUAGACAACUGAGAAAAGCUUCAGAGAAGUCAGCCUUUGUCCUCAAACAGGCAGAUAAAGAAGACCGAAACAGCCCGUCUCUUGCGAAAAAGGAUGUGGAAGAGCCCUCCAAAGAAGUUACAAAACCGAAAAGUAGUGUAGGCAUCAAACAUGAGUUCUACGACCCAGGUGGUCACUGGUGUGGAGUUUGCCAUCAUGUAUCAGCAUCUCUGUUUGACUACUUCACUCACCUGCAGUCAAAGAAACACAAACAGAAAUGCGACCCAUAUGAUCGUCCUUGGUUGACUGAUGUCACACAAAAUGCUGAUAAAGGGCAAGAUAAGGGGGCUACCGUGGAGGUGAAGGCAAUGAAAGGUGUGGAGUUCAUGAUGAGUACAGAUGCCUUCUACUGCUCUCUGUGUCAUAUCUUCAGUGGAGAUGUGACAAGUGCAGAAUCACAUAUCAAGAGUGAAGAACAUUUUGCCAAGUAUGAGAAUCAUCUACAACAAAAUGAAUUUUACGAGAAACGAUACACUCUUGAAAAGACUGCCUUUUUAUCACAAGUGAAAGAAGAACAGGAAAAGAAUGGAGAAAAAGUAAAGGUUAGAAAAGGUAAAAGCCUGCAAAUUGAAAUGGAUGAAGUACCUCAUGUGGUUGAGAAUUUACAACAAUCCAAAAGUAACUUGGACAGCCGUGAGCAAGAGAUAAAACAAGAGGAAAAGGAAACACCAAUUUCUCCGAAACAUAAAAGCAGUUGCGAAGAUAAAGCAAAGCCACAGAAAGAAGAAAAUCCUGGAGAUACCAAACAAGAAGAGACAACAAAAGGGAAAAUAGCAAUAAAACUUACCGGAAAAACUGGGAUAAAGCCACAACCUCGAAUCCUCCCUCCUUGGACACCAGUUACCAAAAAGGAGUUGUUAAGAGCCAAGAGUAAGUCAGAAGCUGUCCCUGUGAAGAAAGCCAUUACAAAAACAGAAAGUGUUCAGCCUCCCUCACUUGACAUGUUUCUGACAAUAGGAGGUCCCACAACUAAGAAGUUGCCUGUGUAUAAACUACGUUCAGGUACAGUAAAGAAACCUUGCAGUGUCAGACCUAAAAGUCCAGAUGAAAUUAAAAAUCAAGAAGGUGAGAAACUGAGUGACACGAAGAGUGACACGAAGAGUGACAUGAAGUUACUUGGUAUCGAAGAAGAUUUGUCAACGCCUAUAGCUGCAAAGAAACCACCACCACCAAGAUCACAGAAUUUGUCGCUGCCAAAACAUCCAUCUUCCUCUUCCUCUGCUGAAGAAUUGUACAGUGUUUUCUAUCAGGACUCUGCUUCCUCAGGCCGAGACUGUGCAUCAACUAUCAACCUUGAUGACAUACCUAUUCCUCCUCCACCUCCUCUGCCCAGUGAAGCAAUCCCUGACAAUGAGAAACCCAAACCGCAAGAUACUCAGAAACCUAUUGAAAUCUCCAACGUGUCCAGCGACAUGAUUAUGGAAAGCAAAGAUAUAGCGGUUGAUACAGAGAAGAACGGCACCAAUACUGAUGUUGAUUUGGUUGAAACUGCACCAAUUUUAGCUCCUGCGAUGGAUGUUGUAGAACAUGAAAGUAAACUAGAUGUUGAAAGUUUGAAUGCAGCUAGCUGCCAAGAUGACAUGAAGAUGGACAGCAGCAUUGCUGUUGUUGCUGAUGAUACACCGAGUCAUGAGCAGAUCUCUCUGUCAGCUGAAGUUGAGGGAAUCCCCACCUGUGAAAAAGAUACAGAGAAAAGUUCUGAAGUUGCAGACAGUACAGAAGCUGUAGAAAAUCUGACAGUGAAUGAAAAUGAAAAUGUUUCUGAAGUGAGUGAUGUUCAAGAAAAUGUAGAUGACACACUACCUCCCGAAGAAAGCACUGUCGAUGAACAGAUAACGGUUUCAGCUGAUCUGCAAAAGGAUACUGACAUCAUUGUCGACCAGCCACAAGUGUCUGAGCUGCUCAAAGAAGAUACUUCAGAGCACACUAGUUGCCUUGAUGCUGAGAUCCCAGUCGUUGCGAAGGAUUUUGAGGAAGAAAUGGAAAUGACAACUGAAGAUUCUACGGUUGAUUUGAUUGACAGUUCAGAUAUUUGUCCAGGAGAGCCUGCAGUGGUGUCAUCCAAAGCAACUGGAAGUAACACGGUUACAGAUGUUGAAGAUAUUGGCAGCGAUGGUAGCGGUGAAAGCGUGCACAUGGAUAGUGACUUUGAGGUACUCGAUGAAUAUGAGGCUGACUAGUGUUGGUUGUCACUUGCCUACACUUUUUAUGAACCUUUCAACAUGCUUAGCCUAAAUAUAUUAAUGCAUUUCUUGCAUUUAGUGUUGUGGAUAGACUGUUAGGUGUGUCAGAAAGUUGUCAAAACAUAAUAUUUUUGCACACCUAUGAGCAUUAUGAUUAUGAGGUUCAAUAAAGGUAAAGAAAGCUUAAAAACCUAAAUCAUAUGAUUUGUGCUUAUUGUGUUUAUAUUGUUAUCUCAGCUAGGAAUACAUACAUCCAUUGUAUAUACAUUUCAUCUGUCAUUCAUUUAAUAGCAUUGAUAUUGAUGUUUGGCUUGACAGGACCAAACAUCCAAAUGAGCUCAUAUGUCUGCCCAUUUGUCAUCAGUCCAUUGACUUUUAAUUUUUGUUUGCUUUGUUAGAAAUAAAGAAAAUCAAUUUUUAAAUGUCUUCAAGAAUUUUCUUCUGAGGUGGUACCAGUAAUCUGAAUCAUGGAUGUAAAGUGUAGUAAUACAAUGACAUUCACAUACGUUCAUGCAAGUAACCUACGAAAAAUAGUAAAAACGCUAACUUUAGAAAAUCUUUAAGUAUCUUCUUAGAAACUGACAAGGUCUAGAUACAGAACUUAAGCUUUAUGAAGAUGUGUAGGACACAUGUUCUGUUUUGUUGUUGUCAUUUUAAGAUUUUGACCUUGCUUUGGCCUUUGCACUUUUCUCCUAAAUUCUCUCCAAAUGCAUUUCUUUGCACUGUUAACAUCAUCAUCAUCUCAGAAACCAGGUGACCAAUAAAGCUGAAAAUUCACAUCCAAAGAUCUCACUCCAAUUUGUACAAGAUAUUAGAAUCUUCUUUUCAAUAUGGCCACUGAAAGCAACUUUUGUUAAGGGGCUGUCUUUGUUGAUAUUUGUAUCUGUUGACUACAUUUCCAGGUGAGCUACAGUGCCAUGGCACUCUCACUUGGCAUGCCUUGAUAUAUCUAGAAUAAUGUUCAAAGCAGAGUUAAACUAACUCACUCACUCACUCACACUUACCAAGCCUUUCCUGCAUGUAUCAUUCUGAAAUUUGAUAUGCUGUAAGUUUGUGCUGUGCAGAGUAACAUUUUCUUUUGGAGUAUUUGGAUUUUUUGUCCAAGUUAUGGACCCUAACCAUUAAAUUACCCAUAUGGUUUAUCUAGUUUACAUACAGUUUAUCUCGGUUUUCUGCCUUUUCAAAAACACUGGUGAAACCUUUGGGUUAAGGAUGCUAAAAUUGCAUGAAUGUCAGACCAGCAUGUAACAAAGUCCAAUCCUAUUAUAAACAUGGCCACUAUAGCCAUCAUAUAAAAAAUGUCAUUUGUAUCUGUUGCUCAGCCAUUUCUGCAUGUAUCGUCAUGAUGGUACAUACUUUAUGUUGUGUCUUAUAACACAUUGUGUUGUGCUGUGUAUUGUUAUACUGGGCACAACUUUAACCUUAUGGCUACUAUCAGUGCCAGGGCAAUCAUGAUAAAUCUGUAAUUUUGGCCCUCUUCAUAGCCAUUUACGCAUGUAUCAUUGUCUAAUUAAGUAAUAUGCACUGAGUAUGUCUGUUGUGUAGACACUUCUGUUAUUUUUGUUGCAUUUUCCUCUUUAGCCUUGUUAGACCUUCUGGUUUAUGAUAUUCCAGAAACAUUCAGGUGAGCUAUGAACAUGAACUAUAUAUUCCACUUCACAGACUCAAUGCUAUUAUUAUUAUUAUUAUUAUUAUUAUUAUGGUUUGUCUAAAUUGAAAUGAUAAGCCGUCUUUAGCUUGUCCUGAAGACUUAAUUUUUGGAUUUUGUUGAUAAAAACCAGAUUUCUUGAACAUGCAUGGUAACUACAUUUGAUUGGCUUAUUCAACUUGUGAUGUUGUCAUGAUUUGAAGAAAGGUUGUUGCAAAUAAAAGGUCUUUAUGAGA